Messenger RNA from Plasmodium falciparum 3D7, 882 nucleotides. It is a transcript of the gene SLBP, whose product is annotated as histone RNA hairpin-binding protein. Lineage: Eukaryota; Apicomplexa; Aconoidasida; Haemosporida; Plasmodiidae. Gene Ontology annotation, cellular component: nucleus. Gene Ontology annotation, molecular function: mRNA binding; RNA binding. The record is from RefSeq and is a predicted model, not a curated record.
AUGAAUGAAAAGGGAAAUUUUAUGAAAAAAGCAUAUAAAAAUAAUAACAUACAAUUAAGUGAAAAUCAAAUAAAUCAGAGGAUAAAAAAUGUAAAUUUAACGAAGCGUUUAAUAUGUUAUGAGAGAUAUUUAAAAGCAAUACCAAAAAUUGAAAGGAGAAAUGAUUUAAAAAAUAGCUGGCAUCCUGAAACCCCUCGAUAUAAUAAACAAAUAAGUUUAUCCCAGUGGAAUAAGGAGUUAAAAAAAUGGAGAAAACAAAUACAUGCAUGGGGAAAUAUAUCAGAAGAAGAUCAUAGGUAUAUUUGUAAAUUAUCUUAUACUGAUAAAUAUAAAUAUUUAUGUAAUUUAAAAAUGCCUGAAUUAAGUAAUCUAGAAAUUAAAAAUAUGAAAAAAGAGAAUGAAGAAAUAUCACACGACAUAUUAAAACAUAUUUUAUUAAUUCAAAAUAAACAUAAUAAUCCCUUUGAUGAAAAUGAUAAAAUAAUGUAUCAACCUAUAUUUUUUCUGCCCGAAAAUUUUAGCGGUACUGUUGUACAUAAUGAAUUUGUUAUAAUAAAAGAACAAAACAUGGAAAAAUAUUUAACCUUACUUAAAGAUAAAUACAAAGAUAAAUAUAAUUAUUGCUUUAAAAAAUAUUAUGAAUUAUAUCUUCUAAACAAGGACAGUGAUAACAAAAAUGUUGAGAAUUCCAAAAAUACUAUUCCAAAAAAUGGAAAAAAUCAUAUUGUUAUAUAUUUAGGAAAGGAAACAAAACCUUUAAAUUAUAAAAAUAAAGAAGCUCAAUAUGAACAAAAAGAAAAAAUGGAAGCCUAUAACUUUUUAUGUGGUUCUACGAAGAAAUAUGAAAAUCAUAAUAAAAUGAAUAAAAGGAAGAAAUUUUAA